Messenger RNA from Necator americanus (New World hookworm), 291 nucleotides. RefSeq lists its product as uncharacterized. Lineage: Eukaryota; Metazoa; Nematoda; Chromadorea; Rhabditida; Ancylostomatidae. Bases 1 to 291 code for a protein of 96 amino acids. The transcript has a single exon. The record is from RefSeq and is a predicted model, not a curated record.
AUGGUUACUACUACCUACUACGUAGAUCCACGGAUCUCCCUCAUUAGAAGGAUCACAGCAGAUAGUCGCCAGGCUGCCACGUCCACAAGGUUGCGGAUAAGGCUAAUCGUGGACCAAAUGCGACCUUGUGGAUGCCCUGAGACGCAGAUGGAUUCACGGAUGGACUCCCCGUUUCUGCUGUGCCAGGAUCAGCUCAUAAUACUACCGUAUCCCGACAACGACGACAUGACUGUACGAGGAAAGCGAAGAGUUUCAAAACCACCAAGAGAGGACUGCCUCCGGAAACUUUAG